Molecule: messenger RNA, 1230 nt
Organism: Giardia duodenalis
Lineage: Eukaryota; Fornicata; Diplomonadida; Hexamitidae
Product: Glycylpeptide N-tetradecanoyltransferase
Exons: 1
Coding region: 1-1230 (409 amino acids)
Biological process (GO): N-terminal peptidyl-glycine N-myristoylation
Cellular component (GO): cytoplasm
Molecular function (GO): glycylpeptide N-tetradecanoyltransferase activity
Source: RefSeq, a predicted model, not a curated record
AUGCCUGAUCACGCAUUCUGGAACACUCAGCCAGUCGUGCAGGAGUUGGUUGAGGCUCUAGAGGAUGGCGACAUGCCCCAAGAUCUUAUUUCUGUGGAUCCUGCCCAGCAUCCCGACACUUCCAUCCCACUCCCGGAAAAGUUCGUCUGGACGGCUAUUGAUCCCCACGAUGACGGCCAUAUGGCCGACCUCUACAAGCUUUUACACGCGUAUUACGUCGAAGACACCAGUAACAUGUUUCGCUUCGCGUAUUCUAAGGAUCUUUUAAGAUGGUGGUUGACAAGUCCUGGUUGCAAACCAGAGUACUCUCUAGGAAUACGCAUAGACGACCCAGAUAGCGAAGGCCACGGAAGGCUCAUUGGUUAUAUUUCUGGGGUCGUGAGUGACUACGCCUACUCUAACGUGGACGGAGGCGAGGUCUUUUCUAGGCCCAUGCAGAGUAUUGUAUUUCUGUGCCUCGAUAAGAAGUAUCGUAGUCUAAAGUUGGCCCCGCUGUUAAUUCAAGAGAUCACACGCCGCUCGUACAAGAACGGAGUCUUCCAUGCCAUAUACACGUCUGGAACGUCUCUGACCGCUCCCAUUCAGGUUGCAACCUACUACCACCGCAUUCUCAAUCCCCUGAAGCUGGCAAGAAUUGGGUUUUGCACGAAGCCUAAAGCAAUCAGCGACAAGGAGUUUGCCUUUUUCUACAAGCUGCCCUUUCUUCCCACUGCUUUGUCAUCGUGCUUUCAUGUUUGCACUGAAGCUGAUAUCCCUGUUCUCUAUGAUCUCUAUCUAGAGUAUACUCGCAGAAAGUACAAGUUCAGGCAGAUCUACUCCAAAGAAAUGUUCACACAUGUGGUGACGCACAGAAAGGAUAGCAUCCACACACUGGUGUACAGAGAGAAAGAGGGAGGGCAGCCAGAUGCGUUUAUCACCUACUACAUCAUCGACACGGCAGUCCUGGCCAAAGACAUCAGAAAGCAAUAUCCAAACAUGCGUAACGGGUACAUUUACCUUUAUUCUCUGCGCGAUGACUGCAACCUGUCUAUAGGCCAGCUAGUCCUCGCCCUUAUGCACGAUAUGCAGAACAACAAUAUCGAUGUCUGCACUGCUCUUAACGUAGGGCUUAACCCCAGCUUCUUCUCCACCAUGAAGUUCGCAGAAGGGAGCGGAAAGCUGAAUUACUAUCUGUUUAAUUUGAAAUGGCCGAAGAUGGCCUUGAAGGACAUAGGGGUCGUGUUGAUAUGA